AUGGAGGCUGUGGCGACGGCGGCGGCCACCUCAGUCGUGGAGUGGAUGGUGCCGAAGCUCUUUGAUUCCUUGCUGGCAAAGCACAAGCUCCGGAAGAGCCUGGAGAUUGACAUCAACUACAUCAAGAACGAGUUUGCUAUGAUUUCAGCCGUCAUCCAGGAUGAUGAUCUCCGCAACGGCUGCCGUGGCGGCCGUGAAGAUGUGAAUAUGGUGUGGAUCAAUAUGGUGCGUGAAUUGGCGCACGCCAUAGAGGACUGCAUCGACCGCUUCAUGCACCGUGUGACGGCCAACCCAGACACUGGGAAACGGUGCCAGGCUGUCCACCGGGUGAAGACGGUGAAGGCCCGGAACAAGUUUGCUGCGGAGAUCCAGCUGCUCAAGAAGAGUUCAGAGGAGGUAUUCAAGCUGAGAGACACAUACAGCAACACUAGCAGCAGCACCUCCUCACCAAGGUGGUCAUUGUCGUCUGAGCAGACGGACACGCCGACGGCAAUUGAGGAUGACGACGAUGGCACCCAAUCAGCAGCAUCCAUCCCCGUGCCCGUGGGUAUGGACGGUCCCCGCAAUGAGCUCCUGGAUCUUAUCCAGCAGGAGCAGCAGCUGAAAGUGAUUACCAUUGUGGGGUUUCAUGGUAUGGGGAAAACUCUUCUUGCAUAUCAUGUGUACAAGGCAAUUGAGAGCCAAUACGAAGCAAGGGCUUGGGUCCCUCCAAGGAAAAUAGGGGGGAACUGGGAAGCCGCGGAUGUUCUCAAGGAGAUACUUGGGCAGCUUGGCCACCUUCCCUUGCCCGUCAGUGGCAGUCUCGCCCAGCUUAAGGCAAGCAUCAAAGAGUGCAUUGGGACCAAGAGGUUCUUCAUUGUAGUUGAUGACUUGCAGAAAAAAACACAUUGGCAUGCCAUAAAGGCAGCCUUCAUGGGUUUAAGUGGCAGAUUUCUGGUGACGACGUCCAUUCAGCAAGUAGCAAAUGUUUGCAGCAGCUCAUCUCUUCAUGAUAAUGUUUACACAAUGGCAACUCUUGCCGACCAACACUCAAGACUAUUGUUCUUCAAGGAGGCUUUCCAAGACGAUGAUCUACCGCCAGAUGCGGAGGAGCUCGGUACCGAAGCUCUCAAGAAAUGUGAUGGCCUUCCCCUUGCUCUUGUUGCCACUGCCAGGUUCUUGCAAAGCACUGGUAAUCCAACACCCAGGGAAUGGGCAAGGUUAUGUGCCGACCUGGGUACACAUCUGGAGACUGAUGAGCAAUUUGCAAGAAUGAGGCGUGUGCUUGUGCAGAGCUACACCAGCCUUGAUACCCAGGUUGCCAGGACAUUCUUGCUCUAUUUGGGUACCUACCCAAGUGGUCGUCCUAUCAAGAAAUCAAGCUUGUUAAGGAGAUGGUUAGCAGAAGGGUUGUCCCCAGUCGACAAUACAUGUAGUGAUGUUGAUGCCGCCAUUAGCAAUUUCGAUAAGCUUGUUGACCGGAGUAUCAUCCAGCCAAUGGAUGCCAGCAGUAACAGCACAGAGGUGAAGACAUGCCAUACCCAUGGCAUGAUGCUGGAGUUCGUCCUGCGCAAGUCCAUGUCCGACAACUUUGUUACCGUGUUGUAUGAUGGGCAGUCUACCCCACGCCUACACAAUAACAUCCGCAGGCUUGCUCUGCAUCAUGCAAGGCCCAGAGAGGUGCAAGGUUUAACUCUUGUCCGCUCACUGACAAUCUUGGGUGAGGCGCACCCAUCUGUCCAGGACUUCUCCAAGUAUGAACUGCUGCGAGUUUUGGAUCUGGAAGAGUGCGUUGUACCCUUGGAGGAUGGCCAUCUCAAGUUGAUAUGCAGAAAACUGUUGCUGCUGAGGUACCUAUGCCUCGGGAAAGCGGUUAUUGCUACGGUGCUUCCCAAGGAGAUCAGCAAGCUUCAAUUAUUGGAUACACUGGAUGUGAGAAAUACACCGAUAGAGAUUCUGCCAACGCAAGUCCUGGAGCUGCCAUGUCUAGUUCAUCUCUUUGGGAAGUUCAAGCUCAAGCAAGGUGUAGGAGACAGGAGAAUGAGUAAGCUACAGACUUGGUUGUCAAUGAAGAGCAAAUUGGAAACACUGGCAGGGUUUGUUGUGGACAACAGCAAGAGCCAAGAUUUUGCACAGCUCAUGAACAAUAUGAAGGCUUUGACAAAGGUGAAAAUAUGGUGCGAGUCUACCCCCAACACCAGCAGCUCAAGUCAUCUCUCAAAGGCCAUCAAGGGGAUCAUUGAGAGAAGCACCCUGUUCAUAGGGACCCCUUCACUAUCACUCAAUUUUGAGGGCGAGUUGACCCAAGACAUGUUGAAUUUCUCUCUGGAGAAAGGAAAGCAUUCAUGCUCCCUCAAGCUGCAAGGAAGGAAGAUAUGCAGCCUGCCCCCCUUUGUUGCCUUGCUGGGUCGUCUCACUAAGCUAGGUCUUUCAUCCCCUCAGCUGAGCCUGAGCCAAGACUUGCUGCCCUGA
This is a messenger RNA of Triticum turgidum subsp. durum (durum wheat), 2451 nucleotides long. NCBI's taxonomy places the organism in Eukaryota, Viridiplantae, Streptophyta, Magnoliopsida, Poales, Poaceae. The record is from the annotation of a GenBank genome assembly.